GUACACUGAAAACUAUUUUACGGGGGGGAACUCUGAAAUCGGGCUAAAGCUACUGGUGCAUGACCAAGACGAGCCCCCUAUGAUGGACACCCAGGGCAUCGCCCUCGCGCCGGGCAGCCACGCUUUCGUGGGCGUCAAACGCACAGUGUACGAGAACCACGUCCCUCCAUGGGGGGUCUGCGAGGACCUACAGCUGGAGUAUUACGACACCUACACCUUACCUGCCUGCUAUCUGGAGUGCAGAAGUAAACACGUCAUCGCAAACUGCAGCUGUGUUCCCUUCUUCUUACCAGGAAAAGCGCCACACUGCAACCCAGGCAAUAUCUCCACCUGUGUCAGAGCUGUUCUAGGUAGGGUGAUCUCUGGUGAGCUGAAGUGUGACUGUCCCGUACCCUGCAGUAUGAUCAAGUACAGCACGUCUGUGUCCUACGCAGGCUGGCCAAACAAAUUCACCGAGGAAAGCAUCAUCCGAAUUUAUAACCAAACAAAAGACUAUAUGGCAGAAAACGGUGUUGUCUUCAGCGUCUUCUACGAACAACUGAAUUAUCAGAAAGUCCGGGAGCUAAAAGCUAUGGAUAGUGGACAGCUUGCAAGUAACAUAGGAGGAAUGAUGGGCCUGUUUAUAGGAGCCAGCCUGCUGACCAUCCUGGAGGCGUGGGAGUACCUGUGGCAGCGUCUGAAGGGGUUCCUAGGGAAACGUACCAUCAGGAGCCCGAGGGUCGCCGAGGUCCAAACCGAGCCUGAUAACAAAGCCGAGGGCUUGCACAAUGACACUUUUUACAAAUGAACCUUCUUUAAAUCCAAACAUAACGCAGUAAUGAAGGAGCUCUGAACUCCAGAAAGAAUUCUUAACUUGAAAUGUCAUCUGUGUUGGUAGAAGUCAUUAGUCACUAGUUUAACUCUUAUUUUCAAAACAAAAAUUGAACAAAUUUUCGACUAAACAGCACCAGUCUUUCUCAAUGAGACGAACACGUGACUCAGUAAGCAGUGGAUCAUAGGUUGCAGGAAGUCCAUGGCGACUACCGUCUCUGUUCAGGGAUGGUUGUAAGCUCUGAUGUAGAUAGCUUCCUUGGAUUCUUAUUUCGAUUGGAUGAUGUAUUCAUGUAUACAUAAUCAGCCCACUUGUUUUGCAGAAUUCUACAAGUAGUGAUUUACGAGACGUGUGCUUUGUAAAACGAUGUGAUAAUUUGCUAAUUCUAUGCAGACCCUACACAGGCAUUCCUACACGUGUAUUCAUAUCCUUUUUCUUAAAUAUUUUAGAAAUAAGAAAACCAAGAAAUUCAAUUGUUGAUACUACAUAACAUUACACAUAUAUUUUCUUAUCGCAGAUGAAAUUAUUUUCAAAUUGUUACCCAAGUUUUCUAGAGUCUUGUUAGGAACAUUGUAUUCAAUCGUUGGCUGAAAUGGCUUAAUACAUUUGGAGGGUACUUAGAGGAGAUUAGGAGAAUACUGAAUGCUUAAUUACUUGUGGCUACGUUAUCAUAUAUUUGUAUGGCGUGUGAGUUUUUUUUUACCUCCUAAAGUUUUAAUCUAUCACAAAUGUCACCCAAGUUGGAGUUUAGGAAUCUUUUACACCCUUUUCCACUUGGAUGGCGCUCUCGCCGCGCUCUCUCCGCGAUGAUGAUGAUGAUACUUAGGGUGAAGUUAUAUUCCUGUUUUGAACUGUUUGAGAUCCAGUGCAAGCUCAGUUUUUUUUUUUUCUCUGAAAGGUCAAUAUGUUUGUUAAUCUUUUCUCAGUAAAGCAGGUUGCAGUCAGAUUUGUCCAAUAACGAAUAUGAAAAUAAGUAUAU
Branchiostoma floridae (Florida lancelet) is the source of this 1790-nucleotide messenger RNA. RefSeq names its product acid-sensing ion channel 1-like. Gene Ontology annotation, cellular component: membrane. Gene Ontology annotation, biological process: sodium ion transmembrane transport. The transcript is spliced from 6 exons. The record is from RefSeq and is a predicted model, not a curated record. Gene Ontology annotation, molecular function: ligand-gated sodium channel activity. The coding region runs from base 80 to 787 and encodes 235 amino acids. Lineage: Eukaryota; Metazoa; Chordata; Leptocardii; Amphioxiformes; Branchiostomatidae.